Messenger RNA from Pectinophora gossypiella (pink bollworm), 4443 nucleotides. RefSeq names its product protein DEK (gene Dek). Gene Ontology annotation, cellular component: nucleus. The transcript has 17 exons. Lineage: Eukaryota; Metazoa; Arthropoda; Insecta; Lepidoptera; Gelechiidae. Gene Ontology annotation, molecular function: histone binding; DNA binding. Gene Ontology annotation, biological process: regulation of double-strand break repair; chromatin organization. The coding region runs from base 89 to 2029 and encodes 646 amino acids. The record is from RefSeq and is a predicted model, not a curated record.
UUUUUUUUUUAUACUAUGGUGCACGCAUUUGUGUUGUCCGGUGUUUGAAGACGCUUUGGAAUUCGCUUUCAAUUUCUUCAAAGGAAAAAUGUCGGGUGAUACCGAUAAAGCGAAAAUCAGUGAUAAUCAGGAUGAAGACAAGAAGUCCGGGGCAGGAGACGGUCAGACGACAGAGGAUGAGUCCUCACAAGAUUCCAAGGGUGAGUCCCAGGGGGCAGUGAACUCCGACCCCCCCCAGGAGCCCACAGGGCCCAUGCCGGAGCCCCCAGGUAACGCCGAUGUAGAUCAACCGAAACCUGAAGACAUACCCACACAAUUGGAAGGAGACGUGAAGGCGACGGCCAACGGGAAAGACGACGACGGCGCCGGGGACGACUCCAAAGACAAGUCCGACGUGAAGAGUGAAGACGCUAAAAAGGAGGAGAAUGGCGAGACGCAUGAUGACGAUGAGAAAGAUGACGUGAAGGACAACGCGAAGCCUGCCAAGAAGACCGCUAAGAAAGCUAAGAAAGAGGAGACUGAGGAAGAAGAAGAAGAUGAGGAGGAGGAAGAAGAAGAGGAGGACGAGGGCGAUGAGGGUGACGACGAGGAGGAGAAGAAGCCCAAGGAGAAAGUAAAGAAGCCAGCGAAAAAAGCAAAGGACGGCGAUGAUGAAGAUGAGGAAGAUGAAGAGGGCGGCGAGGAGGAGGAGGAAGAAGAGGAAGAGGAGGAGGAAGCGCCCAAACCCAAGCCCAAGAAAGAGCCCACAGAGCCCCCUGUGCCGCUGCCGGCCGGCAAGGGCAUCCCUCUCGGGCACAUCAGCAACGUGGAGAUAUCACUGUCGCGGUUCAAGACGCAGGACCAGAAGCUGCUGCACCAGUAUUUGUAUGGGCAACUGUGCCUGGACCGCAACGUGAAGCGCAACAUCAAGAAGUUCCGCGGCUACGAGUGGGCGGUGGGCUCCUCCGAGUACAAGGCUAAGCUGGACGAGACCACAAAGAUGGAGCCCAAGCAGAUCCGUACCAUGUGCGAGAUGCUUGACCUCGAUAAGAAGGGUUCCCCGUCGGAGCUGUCGGCGCGGCUGGUGGGGUUCCUGCAGCAGCCCACGGCCAACUCCCCGCACGCGCGGGGCUCCGUGCGCGCGCCGCCAGCGCCGCCCGCCGCCACGCCCGGCGGACGACCCAGGCGCUCCGCUGCCGCCAAGCUGCCCAACAGAGGUUAUUCGGAUGAGGAGUAUGAGAGUGACCCAGAAACGAAAGUCAAAGGUCCCAAGCCCAAACAGGAUGGAUCAGAGGACUCGGAUGGAUCAUUCAACCCGAGCGGGUCAGAGGAGGCGGAUUCUGACUUCGAUCCGGAGGCGGGCGAGUCAGCCGGCGGCAGCGUGCGCAAACGCAAGAGUACCGGCGGCAGGCGACGCUCCUCCAAGGGGGGCGGCAAGCGGGGCCGUAAGCCUAAGGGGAAGAAAGGCAGGGCGGCAGGCAAGCCGGGUCGCGGGCGCAAGGCGCGGUCUGACAGCGAGGAGGAGAGCGAGAAGUCCGAGUCGGAGAGCGAGAACGAGUCCGCCAGCGAAGGGGAAGAGUCCGACGUAAGCGAACCUAAAUCAAAGCGCGGACGGCCAGCGGCGGCAGUGGCUAAGGGUCGUAAGGGCCCCGUCGCCAAGAACGCUAAGGCCACACCUGUCAAACGGAAACCGCCUACCCCACCUGCCAAGAAGAAGGCGGGCAAGCCAGCUGGGCGGCCAGCGAAGAAGAACAAGAAGGCGAGCUCUGAGGAGGAAUCCGGAGAGGGAAGUGAGGAGGAGGAAGAGGAGGGAAGCGAGGAGGAGGACGAGGAGAGCGGGGACGACUCCGAUGCGCCGCAAGACAAGAAGGCCAAGCGGCCGCCCACUGACGAGGAGAUUAAGAAGUACGUGAAGCAGAUCCUCGAGGGCGCCAACUUGGAGCAGAUCACGAUGAAGACAGUGUGCAAGCAGGUGUACAGCCACUACCCAGACUUCGACCUCGCACACAAGAAGGACUUCAUUAAGGCAACAGUCAAGUCGUGUAUUUAAGAUGUUAGGAGUUAAGGCCGGAGUGUAGAUGUCUACAUAGUAUACCUAUAGUUUAUAAAAGGACAUAGUUAUAUAUUAUUACAAUAAUAAUAUAUUAUGAAAAUAAUAAAGUAUCUGACAUGAAGUGGAAUGGAAUCGUCCGCUUUUAUUUACAAGCUCAUAUCAUCGUGAGCUGUGACCGCUCGGCCGCAAACAUAUAUAGUCAAGUAAGCUACACCACUUAAACUUAGACUAACCCCGCCCGCCGCGCCGGCCCCUGCCGCACGCUGCGCCCCUCACACGCACACUUUAUUUAAUAAGUGUAACAAUUACCUUUAUAUCCAUUAUCAUAAUCAGAAGAAUAUUUGCGUUUUUGUAAUGGCUAUUUUAUUUAUUAUUGGUGAGUCGUUAGUAAUUUUCUAAUUAAAUAAACUGUGUUUUUGAGUUCGUUAUUGAACGAAUAUUUGACGAAUGUUACGUACAAUGUAGUUUAUUAAGUGAAACGUGUUUUUUCGCGAUUUACGAUACAUUUUGUGUUUGUCUGUCAUUUAUGUAAGGAAUGCGGCGUAGCGAGCGGCAGGCAAUCGAUUCAAUCGUACAUAAGAUAUUUUCUCAUUCAAGAUUUUGUUACACUCAAAAAUGUUGUUUGUGUCGUUCUGGCCGGCGCGGCGUCACGCGGGCGUAUGUAAUUUUAUGUUGUAGGAAUAAUUCCCUCUAGAAUAAGGAUAAUACAAGUAAACAGCUGUAGCAUUAUAAGGAUGUUUUAUUUUCACUGUGCCUAUACUAUCUUGAGUGAUUUCUAUCACAAUUCCUUUAUUAUAUUUUGUUGUCAUAUUAUUUAGAGUAAUUACGGCUUGUGCGUCGAGUUAGACACUCAAAACUACAAAUAUCUUUUAAUUUUGACACAAUGAGGAAUAUAGCAUGUCGGGACCAUAUUUAUGUUGUCGGCACUCGACGCACGGGCUCUACUGAGCCAGGCUAAACGACAAGUACACAGAUGUAUUAUUUUUAAUAACUGUGAAACACUGUACAAAAUUCUGAAAGUACGACGCGAAGUGCAGACGGAAAGUGCGACACAAUUGAGAGAAAAUGUUUUUUUGUUCCCAGUAUUAAAAAUAUUUGGGUGCUGUGCUUACUAUGUGAUAGUGCAACAUACCGCUAGCUUAUUCCUCCCUUUUUUGUUAACCGCUAAGAUUUCAUUGUGUCGUCCUCAACUUCUAAUAAAUAUCCAGAAAAUUGAACUUUAAAAAUAUUUAAAUUGGUUUUAAGAGUCGGAAACAAUAUUUUUUUAGCAAAGAAUUAGAUUGUAAUGAUAUUUUCUCGCAGUCUGGCACUAUCGCAGAUUACUAUUCGAUUAAGGUUUCGGCUAAGUGUAAUUUUAAGAUGUGUAAAUACACUGGACACGCAAUGUAUGGAGCCAAGUUGUAUAUCUGUCACUUCGCUCCUCGAAAAUGUUAUUUUUUCAUGAAUUAAAUUAAUUAUCUUAUCUAUUGAAGCUGGGUGAGCGAUAACAAGGAUCGUACUCUUCCUAUUAUUCUUCUGAAAUAUUUCUUUUUGGCCAGUACUUGAAAAUAACAAAUUGAUUACACGAUGUUUUGCAAAGUUAACACCCGAGCAUUGUCAUUAUGUGUUCAUGUUAUAAGCGUUAAAUUGUAUAAUAGCACUAAUUUGGGAGCUCAGCGUACGCCGAGUGAUUCCAACUUAUGACGAAGUAAGUAGUGCAAUAUUUAAUCAACUUAUUGGCACACAAUUAUUCUUUUCAGUAACAGCAGCUGAACUAAAACAAAAAAUAUAAAAUUUGUAAUAUUAUUUUUGUUACACUUGAGUAGUGUAAGAUUGUAUUUUUGAUGAAUUCGCUUAGAUAUUUUGGGUGCUUCUAGCAUUUGGGGAUCGAUGUUUGUUUUCAAAUUAUUGUGGCCGAUUUGUCGCUAAGUCCGUGGUGAGCUAACUGUAGGUUACGAGGCUCGGGCGCGGUGAGACGUUGGGGAAUGCGCGCCGCAUAGAGACGAGCCGUUCGUGUACGUCUCUAUAUUUGCGCUGCAUUCGUUAACAGUAACCCUAGUCUCGAGUAGUAUUUUUUAUUUCUAGACAGCUGAAUAACUACGUGUGUAGAGACGUGGAUGUCUCCGCCGAUUUGUCGCUAUGAAGUGGGCCUGGUAUCUAGUAACAUUGUCCUAAACACCACAUCAAGCAUAUUCCAGAACGUUUCCAGUGGUGACAGGAACCUUUCACUGCGCUCGAACCUCUUUACUUUAAGAUAGAUCGUAAUCAACAUUAAAUGUGUAUUUGUGAAUUUUUAACCUUAUUUCGGUUGAUGUUUUCUUUUAUGUGUAAAUGGCUGAGAUCAUUAGUGACGUAGUGGCACGGAGUGAUAGCGAGUGAUUGGUUCUCCCCUUUUACAAUUGGAUAGAGAUAAUAAAAUAAAAAGUUUGAAA